AUGACGAGGACGUUGAUCAUUGAAGGCACUGACAUCUUUCCAGCCCAUUGUGUUUCUUUCAUGCGUAUAUUUGAUGUUCUGUGGGGUAUCCCUGCAGACUGGGGUUUGAUAGAUGUCUACGGGAUAUUCAAGUUCAUUUCUGAGACAGAGUUAUCCAAAUGGGAAGGUCUUAACUCUAAAGCUGCGAUCUUGGUGCUGAGGGAUUCUCAUUGUAAUGCUAUCUCUUUCAUUUCUCUCUGUAGUAAUAAUGAGGUGACUAUGAUGCUGCACGGUGGUUUGGUGGAGACUGCACUGGCCAAGUUUGAGGGACACAUGGAUGAUGAAAAUCUUUUUGUUGUGGUUCAGUAUGUUGUUGCAAUGGGUCAUGGCUCUCAAGGUCAUCACAUUCCAUUAUUGGAUAAGCAACAUACUGCACUUAAUGAAAUUGAUAAGUUGUUGAAAGCAAAUGGAAUGAGUCUUAAUGACUUUCCUUCUCUUCCUUUGCCUGUUGAUGUUCCAACUAUUGAUGUUUCAAAUCAGUUCAUUCUACAAGAAUUGAAUUAUGAUAGGGAAUCCUUACAUUUAGAGGCUGAAGAGUUAAUUAGGUCAUUAAAUAGUGAGCAAAAAGAAAUAUUUGAUAGGGUGAUGUCUUCGUUGAUUGUUAAUAAUUGCAAGGGUAGAUUCUUCUUUGUCUAUGGCUAUGGAGGAACAGGGAAGACAUUUUUGUGGAACGCAUUAACAUAUGCGUUACAUGCCAAAGGCAAUAUUGUAUUAACUGUCGCAUCAAGUGGAAUAGCAGCAACAUUAAUACCUUCUGGAAGAACUGCACAUUCAAGGUUUGCAAUCCCAAUUCAAAUUAAUGAUUCUUCAGUUUGUUCUAUCAAGCAAAAUUCUCCUUUAGGUCACUUAAUUAAGUGCACAAAGUUAAUUAUUUGGGAUGAAGUGCCAAUGGUUCAACGUUAUUGUGUUGAAGCGGUAGACCGUACGUUUAAGGAUAUCAUGCACUGUCAAGAACCGUUUUGUGGGAAAUGCAUAGUUAUGGGUGGUGAUUUUAGACAAAUCUUGCCAGUCAUUCCUAAAGGCAGUAGGGCAACUAUUGUUGAUGCAUGUAUUACUUCUUCAUUGUUAUGGAAUCAUUGCACUGUUUUUCGAUCGACAAGGAACAUGCGAUUGAACUCCUCCUCAAUUAAUCAAGGAAUGUAUUCACUGGAGAAGUUCUCAAAAUGGUUGCUUGAUGUUGGAGAUGGAAAUUUAGGACUUCCCCAUGAUGGAGUAGUAGAGAUCGAGAUACCACAUGAAUUCUUACUCACAAAUUACACUAACCCAUUUAAACAAAUUGUGUCGUCCACUUAUUCUGAUCUCCGUAAUAAUUUCUCCAGGAAUGAUUACUUCACUGAUAGGGCCAUAUUGGCUGCAACAAUUGAGUAUGUGAAUGAAAUAAAUGAAUAUAUGUGUUCUCUACUGCCUGGUAAAUCUGUUGGGUACUUAAGUUGUGACACAGUUUGUAGAUCAUCAGAAGAUAGUGACUUCUUUGAUAAUUUGUACACUACUGAGUUCCUGAAUAGCAUAAAUUGCUCAGGUCUUCCACCCCAUAAGCUUUCUCUAAAGGUUGGAGCACCUAUUAUGCUUUUGAGAAACAUUAAUCAAGCGUCUAGGCCAUGCAAUAGUACAAGACUCCGUAUAUCACAGUUGGGAAAGACAGUGAUAGAAGCUAUCACCUUGAAUGGAUCUAGACCAAAUGAGAAGGUCCUGUUACAUAGAAUGGAUAUGAAUCCUUCAGAAAGUAGAUGGCCAUUUCGCAUGCAGAGAAGACAAUUUCCCAUUACCUUGUCAUUUGCAAUGACAAUAAACAAGAGUCAGGGGCAAUCACUUAAUUAUGUCGUUUUAUUUCUAACAAAGCCAGUUUUUACUCAUGGUCAAUUGUAUGUUGCAUUGUCAAGAAUUAGAUCCAUUAAAGGUUUGAAGAUUGUUAUCAAUGAGAGUGGAAGUUGUACGAAUACAAAGACAAGAAAUGUUUACAGAGAAAUCUUUAGGAAUGUGUCACAAGUGUAA
Molecule: messenger RNA, 2031 nt
Organism: Neltuma alba
Lineage: Eukaryota; Viridiplantae; Streptophyta; Magnoliopsida; Fabales; Fabaceae
Product: ATP-dependent DNA helicase PIF1-like
Exons: 4
Coding region: 1-2031 (676 amino acids)
Biological process (GO): DNA repair; telomere maintenance
Molecular function (GO): DNA helicase activity
Source: RefSeq, a predicted model, not a curated record